UGCCAUCUUUUCCCUAUUUUAAGGUUGAAUACCCUCAAGAGUCAACACUCGUUCCAGCUCAACAAUCAACAUGAGGAUUAACGUUCCGAACAUCCGAUACCACUACAUCAAGCUUGGUGUUAUAGGGUAAGACGACUUGGCGAUUUCAGGCUGAAUCGUAAAUAGAGACUCGCCAACUGGCAUUUUGCGGUGGAUCGAUGGAUGAGGCCAACGACUUGAAUCUCUAUCGGAUCAUGAAAGCGUCUAUGAAGGAUUGGUUCGGCGAGGUGGACGGCUUGGACCCUGCAAACUUAACCACAAUCUGGUCAAAAGAUCACAGGCAGGUGGUCAUCAAGGCCCCCGUAGGUGAAGCACACAAAGUCAUCAACUCGAUCUCUAUGCACUCCUCGAGCUUUAAUCCAGAGACAAGCAACCAUCCAUUAAACUUGCAGAUCCUAUCACAUUCACAUUGUUUGGUAAAUUUAUCGCGGAACGAUCGAUUAGGAAUUUAAAUCAGCAUUA
Puccinia graminis f. sp. tritici CRL 75-36-700-3 is the source of this 501-nucleotide messenger RNA. RefSeq lists its product as hypothetical. The transcript is spliced from 3 exons. The record is from RefSeq and is a predicted model, not a curated record. Bases 198 to 491 code for a protein of 97 amino acids. NCBI's taxonomy places the organism in Eukaryota, Fungi, Basidiomycota, Pucciniomycetes, Pucciniales, Pucciniaceae.